UCUGCGAUAAUAAUUCUAAAUAAUUUUGUUUCGUAUUUGAUGCUAUUUUUCUCUUUUCUGUUUUAAUUAUAUUAUCUAUUUUGAAAGUAGUAUAUAAAUAAUCUAACAAUUAUAAAUUUGUUUAAUAUCCUUCACCAAUCAUGUAUCAUUAAAAUAUAUAUCACGGUAUUUUGAUGAAGAGUACACUCCAUGUUGUUGAUACAUUGUGUGAUAAAAUAGAAACAAUAUGAUCAGACAUUAUUAAUUAUUGAAAUGACGGAAAAGGGAUACGAGGGUGAUCAGUCGUCAUCUUCGUGGGAUAUUCCCGGACCAUCGUCUUUAGCAGCAAUAUUAGAUACUGCCUUCACAUCUUCAGCUUCAGAGAAUACAUCCAGAAACGAAGAAAUGGAGUGUGAUGCUUUGUUUGCUGAGAGUGAUGAUGAGGUAGAGGUGCUUCCUGCAUCUUCUGAGGCUGCACACACAAGCAAUAAUGAGACAGCACCUAAACCAGUAUCUUCAAAUUAUGUGAAUUCAACAACUCCAACACAGCCAUAUGAAGUUAAUUUGGCUCCCCUAUCUCAUCCUAUCUCAUCACAUACUCCUGUCCCAGAAGAAUAUCAGCCUCUACCAGAUAGUUCUAGUUCACUUGGUUAUGUGCUCACAGAAAAUAAUCCUGAAAACACUGAUAGUCAGAGAUUUUCAGAUGUAAAUAUUCGUUAUCAACCAAAACCUGUAGCAGUAAAUCAGAGAGGUUAUUACUAUCCAAAUUAUAAUCACUAUACUGCUGGUGUCAGACCAGCUCAAGAGUACAUAUUUACACCAUAUCACUCCAAUAAUGUUAUAGUGCUUAAUGAUGAAUCAAACUAUCUACAACAUCCAAUGCCAUAUACAUUGCCUACUAAUCAAACACAAGUUGAAGAAAAUCAUCUAUUAUACCCAGGUUAUGAAAGAUUAAGACCAAAUAUGUAUAGUCAGGAACCUCCAACAUCCGACAGCAAUAGGAAUGAUGGUCAGAGUUUAAACAGCUUGGAGAGGCCAAGUCGUAAGUUGAAUAUAUCUCCAAGAAGAAGACAGUCUAAAGAAAAUGAACCUAUUAAUACAAAUUUGAUAGAAGUCAGUUCAGAAGAAGAAGAUAAUGUAUCUGCUCCAAGAAAAAAGCAAUGUGAUAAAGGAGCUGGUCAAUAUUCAUCAACUUCUGCAUCAGAAGGUGCAGUGGGUACAAGUAGUAGUUAUAAUUCUAACACUUCUCCUAGAAUUGUCAUAAAAAGAGAACCACACAGCCAAGUUGAAGUGUCAGCACAUGGCAGUAGUGAUAUCAAUACCAACAAUUGCCAGCAGAGUGAACACAAUUGUGAGUGUCAGAGGCAUUGUAAAAGUCAACACUGUGUUCAUAUUCAGACACAACCCAGUUGUGUUCAAAAUAAUCCAGUAUUGCACAUAAAACAAGAAAACUCAGGUUGUGUUUCACAUGGCUCUAGUUGCACCUGCAGAGUUAAUCAUAAUAUAUCUAAUACUUGUAAUUAUGUACAUGUAAUGCAAAAUGAUAUUAAUAGAGAUAACCCCAACCCUAGUCGUUUAAAUAAUUUAGAAGCAACCAAUCAUCAGUAUCAUAGAACAUUUAUGCCUUGUUCACAUAGUGUUGAAAAUUCCUCCUUAACAAUGACAACACGAAAUUCUGCCAUGUCACAAGUUAAACAAGAGCCUGGAACAGGAAACAUAAAGAGAGAGAUUGAAGCUCCAGAAGCACAUACCUCAAAAGAAAUUCCUAUACCGCCACCCCUAAGUACUGUUAAAAUUGAGAGUACAAAUGCACCGAGAAUUAAAGUGGAGCCAAAUAUAGAAAACUCGCAAAGAGAUCUCAGUCAAAUUACAACUGUUAAAGUAGAAGCACAAACAAACGAAAAUAUGAGAAUGUGUUGUGAUGUCGAUGCUACUGGUGAUAGAAGUUCUCCACAACCAGGCACAAGUUCAGGACGAGGACUUCAUAGCAGUGAAAACAGCAUACCUAAUAAUCAGGAGGAACGAACAAAUGCAAAUGCUGGUAAUGGACUUUUAUCUGCACCUGAUCUGCAAUUGGAUUGGGUUUCAGAUUCAGGUUCAGAGGAUGAUGUGCAACUAUUAGAAGAGGAAAAUAAUCCACGUGCUGUGAUAGAUCUAACAAGCUCGCCAGGACGGGCGCCGACCCCAGUUGCGACUACGGGGGCGGCGGAGGUGGGAGGGGCGAGUACGGCGGCUGUGGGAGCAGGAGCCGCGGCGGAGGGAGCGACGGGGUCGCCCACAACUGCGGCUCCAGAGGGCGGACCCGGAGUUCCAUACGAAACACCUCGUGUCUUUCCUCCAGUAUACCAACACAAUUCGCAGCCUUCGCAUCGCCAACUAAUGCCGCGGAGAAUCGUGGGGAUCGGAAGUUGCUUGUCAUCGUGUCGGUGCUGCUGUGCGCACCCGCCGCCAGCGCACCACGCGGCGCACGGGCACCACCACGCGCACCACGGCCAUCACCCUCACCACGGACACCACCCGCACCACGCUCACCACCCGCAUCACGCGCAUCCGCCUCGCCCACCGCCCGCCCACCACACGCUGCUGCCACAUACACACCACACGCCCAUGCAUGCGCACUUGGGUGACCGUCGCAGAGAUGGAAUGUCCAUCGCUCCGCCGUACCUCGUUCACGAACGCUUGUGGCAACGGCAGCAACACAUGCUUGAAGUACAACGACGCAGUAUGAUGGGCGACAUCAGUGGCGGGUUUACACAAUUCUCUCCGGCUUACACAGUCCCGCCGGCACCUACAACCGUGCUGGCAUUUCCAGACGAAUUUGAGCCACGAGACCUGAGUUCAAAUCGCGGAACACAAAGUUUGACCACCGGCAUUGCACCAUUGUUGAUAGAUGGUCAACAAAUUCACCACCACAUGCACCACUAUAUGCAGAUGCAUCCUCCACAUCUUCACAUUUCCAUUCAACCUUCAGUAACGCAGGGGUCGAGCGCGUUGGCGGCGCACAUGGUGGCGAUGGUGCGCGCGGCGGAGGCGGCGGAGGCGGCCGACGCGGCGGAGGCUCGGCGAGCCAGCCGCGGCGCCUCGCGCGCCGUCAUCGAACGCAAUACCUACCGCCACGCCUACGCCGCGCCCGCGCCGCACCACCAGGACGAGAAGUGCACCAUCUGCUUGUCCAUCUUUGAGGUCCAUUCCGACUGCAGGAGACUACCAUGUAUGCACCUAUUCCACAUGGAAUGUGUAGAUCAGUGGCUGAGUACCAACAAGCACUGCCCUAUUUGUCGUGUUGACAUUGAAACACAUCUUAACAAGGAUGCCACUUUUUAAGUGACUAUAUGACAGUUUUUGCUCAAAAUGUGGAGAAUUAAUAAUGGCCUGCUGUUGCAGCUGUAAACUCUCUUGUUGAAGAUCAUGUGUUAACUGCUUUUGAG
Molecule: messenger RNA, 3407 nt
Organism: Achroia grisella
Lineage: Eukaryota; Metazoa; Arthropoda; Insecta; Lepidoptera; Pyralidae
Exons: 12
Coding region: 253-3303 (1016 amino acids)
Source: RefSeq, a predicted model, not a curated record